Molecule: messenger RNA, 1353 nt
Organism: Lachancea fermentati
Lineage: Eukaryota; Fungi; Ascomycota; Saccharomycetes; Saccharomycetales; Saccharomycetaceae
Source: the annotation of a GenBank genome assembly
AUGAAACCGAGACUUUUGAGACGAUACAACUCACCAAUCUCUAAUUCGAGAUGUUUAUGGAUGCCAAAUACUAUAAGGUACCAUUCCACUUUUAUACCAAAGCCAAACACCAGAGUUCAUCGUCCAAAGACUAAAGAAGAGCUCGCCAAGGAAAAGUUCGAGGAGCAAAUGAAUUCUCCCAACCGAAUCGUAAGAUGGGGAGCAAUCGCCAGAUCUGAAAAAUUUACUAAAGGAAUGACAAAGUAUCUUGUGGGGGGUUAUAUCUUCUUCUUAAUUUAUGGUGUACAUUUUAUGAAGAAGCAAUACGCGAAAGAAAAAGAGCUCGAGAAAUUAGAGGAAAAAGAACAGAAGGGUCAGGCCAAUGAAUACGAAUGUUUAAGAAUUAAGGAGCUUCGGGGUAAACUUAGGAGAAGAGAUGAGCUCAAACUGGAAAGAUAUCGCGAGAUGCAAAAACAUGGGAAAGAAACCUUUGACGGAAUUGUCCUCGAAAAUAACGACGAAAAUAAGACCAAUAUAAAAAUUCUACCUGCGAGAGAUACUACGGAUUUCUAUAAUGGUAAAGCGGCCGAUUAUGAUAGUGAUGUUAAUUUUGAGGAAAAGGCCAUUUUCAUGGGGCGCAGAAGAAAGUGGCUAAUGAAGCAUUGUCAUGGGGACGUGCUGGAAGUUGCGUGCGGGACCGGUAGGAACAUCAAGUACCUGGACAUGGCACAUAUCAAAUCUAUUACUUUUCUCGAUGCAUCGAAAAACAUGAUGGAAAUUGCACAUGGGAAGUUCAGAAAAGAGUUUCCAAACUAUAAAAAAGCUGCAUUUGUGGUGGGAAAGGCAGAAAAUUUGAUGGAUUUGGCAAAGGCAGAUCCUAAUCCUCAAGAAAACUCAGAAAAGACUGAUAGGUUGUCGAUGAUUAAUGGUGUUAAUUGUGAAACAAGAAUGAAGUAUGAUACAAUUUUGGAAGCUUUUGGUUUAUGUUCUCAUGAAGAUCCCGUGAAAUCACUGAAAAAUCUGGAAAAAUUACUGAAGCCAGGAGGAAGAAUCGUCUUACUGGAACAUGGCAGGGGGUAUUACGAUUUUAUAAAUAAGAUUUUGGAUGAUCGUGCCGAAAAACGUUUAGAAACUUGGGGCUGUAGAUGGAAUUUGGAUCUCGGUGAAAUUUUGGAUGACUCCGGACUUGAAAUUGUCGAAGAACAUAGAACCCAUAUGGGAACGACAUGGUGUAUUGUUGCAAAGCGAAAGGGUGAUGCGAAGAAAAAAUCAGAAGUCGGUUUCAUGGAAAAGUAUUUUGGAUCAAGCAUAAAAUCGAAGAUCGAGGCUUUUGAAAAGACUUCCCAAGAUUCUGAACAGAAAAAAGGAAACUGA